CAAAAUCAAAACCCUAAUCGGUUCGAUCGUGCAAUCCCCAUCGCCGGUGAUGGCAAUGGCGCCGCCUUUGUCCUCACCUCGCUUCCGUUCCUCGCCAACGUUCCCUGAUGAGCACGCUUUCAGCGACGCCUCUCUCUAUGUCGGCGACCUUGACCUCUCCGUCACCGAUGGGCAGCUUUUCGAUUUCUUCAAUCGUUUUGGAAGUGUUGCGUCUGUUAGGGUUUGCCGUGAUCGGUUAACCAGGGUUUCGCUUGGGUAUGGCUAUGUUAACUUCCCCACCCGUGAUGAAGCUCUCCGUGUUUUGGAGCUUCUAAAUUUUACUCCUCUAAAUGGGAAGCCUAUGCGGAUCAUGUUUUCCAAUAGAGAUCCAAGUUUCAGGAAGAGUGGGGUUGCUAAUAUUUUUAUAAAAAAUCUUGACCCAACUAUUGACAGCAAAUCUUUGUAUGAUACGUUUGUAACUUUCGGUCGUGUACUUACUUGUAAGGUGGCCACUAAUAGUGAUGGCCAGUCAAAGGGAUAUGGCUUUGUCCAAUUUGAGCAGGAGGAGGAUGCUCAUAGGGCUGUUAAUUCUCUUAAUUCCAUGCUAGUUAACGGGAGGAAGGUUUUUGUCGGGUUUUUUCAGCACCGUCAAGUAAGAGAAAAAAUUAAUGGACCAGCAAAAUUUAAGAAUGUGUAUGUGAAAAACCUGGCAGAAACAGUGACCAAGGAAGAUCUAAUUGAAAAGUUUGGCACAUGCGGACAUAUUGACAGUGCCGUUGUUAUGGCGGAUGCUAAUGGUAAUUCCAGGGGUUUUGGCUUUGUAGAUUUCCUAAACCCGGAUGAUGCUGCAGCCGCAGUUGAGAGAUUUAAUGGCUCUGUCUUCCAUGAGAAGGUUUUGUAUGUUGGUAGGGCAGAAAAAAAGUCCGAGAGAAAAGCCCAAUUGAAAGCUAAAUUUGAACAGGAUGGAAACAAGCGAUUGACGAAACUUCAGGAGUCUAACUUGUAUGUUAAAAAUCUUGAUGACUCUAUUGAUGAUGAAAAACUCAGAGAGAUUUUCAGACCUUUUGGUAAUUUAGGUUCAUGCAAGGUUAUGUGUGACGCACAAGGAUUUAGCAAGGGUUUUGGAUUUGUGGCUUUUCUUUCCUCAGAGGAUGCUGCCCGUGCUGUACAUGAAUUAAAUGGACACAUAAUUGGCAAGAAACCUCUGUUCAUCUCCGUUGCUCAAAGCAAAGAAGAAAGGAAGGCAAAGCUUCAGGUACAUUUCACUCGCUUAAGAGCACUUGCUGAAAGGACUCCUUCAAUGCCGUUGUUGGCACCGCAUCAACCAAAUGCCCAUGCCCUCAAUGGUGCCACCCCUCAGAUGUACUUUGGUCCUGGAGCCUCAAGUAAUCUUAUUCCUCGCCAAUCAGCUAUAAAUGGGUUUCAACAACAGCACCCUAUUCAAAGAUUUAGACCUGUUAUACCUCCACACUACAUGAUCCCCUACCACCCCCCAAGGCAAGGACAACAUGGGCAGAGAAUGAGUUUUGGUUCCGGAGGAGCAAUCCCACCUCAGCAGUUUGUUCCGAGAAAUUGGCGUCAGGGAUUCCCACAUAUGCAAAAUGCAGUCAAUGGACCCAACACAUCCUUGAUAUCACAAACUCCUAUUGUGUCUUCAACCCGGAUGGGAUUUAGGAAUUCUCCUUCCUCACCAAUUGCAGCCUUUGCCUCACUUUUAGCUUCUGCAAGUCCUGAUCAACAACACACUAUUCUUGGCAAUGAGUUAUAUCCGCUCGUCGAAGCAAUCGACAAGGAUCAUGCUGCCAAAGUGACCGGAAUGCUGCUUGAAAUGGGCCAAAAUGAGGUUCUACACCUCCUUCAAUCUCCAGAAGCUCUUAAGGAAAAGGUUAACAAAGCAUUGGAGGUCUCAGAAGCUGCAGAAUAGAUUGCCUAAUUGCAUUAACAGUGUUCUCUUAGCUUUUAGUCAUAACUUUCUAAUUCUUAAUUAAGUAUAGAACUUUUCUAGUUCUCAUUAUUUCAGGACCAGGUUUUCCCUUGCAGGAAAUCCUUUACUAAAACUAGCCUAGUGUGUGUGUUUG
Messenger RNA from Dioscorea cayenensis subsp. rotundata (Guinea yam), 2057 nucleotides. Its product is annotated as polyadenylate-binding protein 2-like. Lineage: Eukaryota; Viridiplantae; Streptophyta; Magnoliopsida; Dioscoreales; Dioscoreaceae. The transcript is spliced from 7 exons. Gene Ontology annotation, cellular component: ribonucleoprotein complex. The coding region runs from base 50 to 1903 and encodes 617 amino acids. Gene Ontology annotation, molecular function: RNA binding. The record is from RefSeq and is a predicted model, not a curated record.